Molecule: messenger RNA, 1540 nt
Organism: Schistosoma guineensis
Lineage: Eukaryota; Metazoa; Platyhelminthes; Trematoda; Strigeidida; Schistosomatidae
Source: the annotation of a GenBank genome assembly
GUUUGUAGAAGUGUAUAAAAAUCAUUUAAAUUCUUAUUAAUUAAGAAAUCACCAUGAAUAUUUUGUACGUAGCAACUCUACUGUUUAUCUUGUAUUUCCUGUGCCUUCCAUCUUCUGAUGCUUCUCAUUUGUUAUGUGUGUUGGGUUUUACAAGUUUUUGUCCAAAUUGGAGAGAUAUUUUAUUGAGUUACUUCAACCGUAAGAAUUAAAUAUCACUUUUUAUUUGCAUACCUAUACCUGCAGCAUUUAGACUUAAGUGUGUCAUGUUGUUGGAAUCCACAACACACAUCAACUGGGUAAAUGUAAAGGGAAAAUAAACUUACUUAUCAUCUAAUGAGAUGAAUAUCUCACCUGCUAAAUAAGUGUAUCAUUGUUACGUAGUAGAUAAUGUAUUCUGAAAUUUGAAUUAAAGAAUACUAACUUGAUAUCUGAAUAACCAUACCAUUAUGGAUACAAGUAACUUCAAUGAAAAAAAACUCUCAAAUAUAGCAAUAUGAAUGCAAAUCUUAUUAUUGAGACUAUUCAUUUUUUAUCUACAUUUUCUGUAAAUUUCAGUGCAGUCCCAUGUUUUAUCAUGUAAAAUUACAUUUAGUUAAACCAUUAUUUUCAAUACAACAGUAGUUGGCGCCAGGUUUCGACUGCUAGUUUGUGACUUUAUAUCCGGCUUUUUAUCACGUGAUUUAUCCACCAAUCAAAAUACGAUUAAUACAAUCUUAGCAUUGUGUCAAAACGAAUGACGUUCGACCGGUAUGAGCAGCUUAGAGUCCUGUUGAUCCUGAGUCCGCUUAGCCCGUCCACUUGAGUCCAGAACACAAAUAUCAGUCUCUGCAAUAUGAAUCAUUUACUUCAAACAUACUGGGUUAAUAUACCAACUAAACAGACCACAUUGUACCGUAAAAUAGGGAACAACAUUUGUACAAGAUUUGGCCAAAUGUGGCUGUGAAUGAGGGAUGUAGUAUUUAAUAGACAGGGCAUAAUUCAAGAAUGGUAAAUCGUAUAAUAAUAGUUUAUAAGUCAAAAUAAAGCUUAUAAUAAAGGGAAUAUAAAUAUACAUAAUCUAAUUGUUGAAUAGUUAUACCAUAAGAAUAUAUAGAUAAUAUUAGUCAAUUAAUAUUUAAGAAGCUACUCAUGAUUUAAUCUUCGCUCGGAUAUAACAGCUAGUUUGCACACUUACAUCAUCUAUAUAUAUAUACCAUAAAAUACAUACAGAUGAUGCAAUAGUAAAAUACUUUAUAUAAAACUUAUAUAUAGACAGAUAAUCGUAAAUCUUUUUUUUAUCAUAUUUCCAUCAUAGAUACAAUAUUACAUUUAUUUUUAAAAAGCUCGAUCUUCUAAGUCUUUUGCUGCCAGGCAUUCCACCACUGAUUGGUGUUAUAUACUACAUAUAACUGUCGACAUAAGUAGCAUACAUCACAUGCGUAUUUCCACAACGAUUAUUCUUUCAGAAUGAAUACUAAGAGAGUACUUGUUGAAGUUCCCAAACAUGUAAAUGGGUGAAUACGUAAAUAUUUAAGUUUUCGUUUCGGUUUUUCUUUGUAAA